Molecule: messenger RNA, 1536 nt
Organism: Xenopus tropicalis (tropical clawed frog)
Lineage: Eukaryota; Metazoa; Chordata; Amphibia; Anura; Pipidae
Gene: rabggtb
Product: Rab geranylgeranyltransferase subunit beta
Cellular component (GO): cytoplasm; Rab-protein geranylgeranyltransferase complex
Molecular function (GO): protein geranylgeranyltransferase activity; catalytic activity; Rab geranylgeranyltransferase activity
Source: RefSeq, marked provisional
CUGGUGUCUUGUGACGACAACGCACAGGUGGUUCCGCCCUGCCCUGACAUGGGAACACCACAGAAGGAUGUUGUUAUCAAAUCGGAUGCACCAAAAACGCUGCUACUUGAGAAGCAUGCACAGUACAUUGAGUCAUAUGGAGCUAAGAAGGAUGAUUACGAAUACUGUAUGUCAGAGUAUUUACGGAUGAGUGGCAUCUACUGGGGCCUGACUGUUAUGGAUCUCAUGGGAGAGCUGCAGCGCAUGAACAAAGAAGAGAUACUAGCAUUUAUCAAAUCGUGCCAACAUGAUUGUGGUGGAUUUAGUGCUAGUAUUGGUCAUGAUCCUCAUCUUUUGUAUACACUAAGUGCUGUUCAGAUCCUCACACUGUACGAUAGCCUUUCUGCAGUUGACAGCAAUAGAAUUGUUGAUUAUGUGCAAAGCCUUCAAAAAGAGGAUGGAUCAUUUGCUGGAGACAAAUGGGGGGAGAUUGAUACACGAUUUUCUUUCUGUGCUGUUGCAACACUUGCCCUUUUGGGCAGGCUGGAUGCUAUUAACAUAGAAAAAGCCAUAGAAUUUGUUUUAUCUUGUAUGAACUUUGAUGGUGGUUUUGGUUGCAGGCCAGGUUCUGAAUCCCAUGCAGGUCAGAUCUAUUGUUGCACAGGAUUUUUGGCUAUAACAGACCAGCUACACCAAGUCAAUGCUGACUUGCUUGGUUGGUGGCUUUGUGAGCGGCAGCUGCCAUCUGGUGGGCUCAACGGGCGACCUGAAAAGCUACCAGAUGUAUGUUAUUCAUGGUGGGUGUUGGCUUCCUUAAAAAUUAUUGGUAGACUCCACUGGAUUGAUAGAGAGAAACUGCGGUUAUUUGUAUUGGCUUGCCAAGAUGAAGAGACCGGAGGGUUUGCUGACAGACCAGGAGACAUGGUGGAUCCAUUUCAUACACUGUUUGGCAUUGCUGGGCUAUCUCUACUGGGGGAAGAAAGAAUUAAGCCAGUUAAUCCAGUGUUUUGCAUGCCAGAAGAAAUCCUUCAGAGGAUAAACAUUCAGCCGGAACUUGUGAGCUAGGGAAUUAUAAUUGUGCUGGAAAAACGAUUGUCCAUCAGAACUGCUAACAUUCUUCUUGUUCCCUUUAUUUAGGGUAAUGUCAUAGAAUGUGGCACUUUGUAUACAUUUUGUCUCAGCAACUUUUCUCAGGAAAAAUGCUCAGCAAUCUGUCAUUGGCCUAAAAAAAUUGAUGGGAAAUGCUAGGUGUGGCACAUGAUAGCAACCGUCUCCAUCAGUCUUUAUGGUUAAAAAUGUGCAUAUCCUGAGAACAGCAACAGACAAAAAUCCACACAACAUUGACUUUUGAUCACUGCUACUAAUGAUGAAACCUUCACGACUUUCCACUCAGUAGGAAGGAGGUUACUUUUGACCCAUUAUUUUAUCAGGAAACAGAACCAGGUGCCCUGAGAUGCAAGGAUUUUAGAGAUAUUAACAAUCUAUACUUGUAUAGCUUAUUUAUUUCAUAGCAACAAUAUGUAUUCAAAAAUGUAAUUAAAAUCAUCUAAAAAAAAA